AGCUCAGUCAUCAUUCGAAACUUCUACCGGCAACAUCGACUUGAAACGAAAUAUUUAGACUUUUACAAAAUGGGAAACUUAAUAAAAUUCAUAAGAAAAAUUUUUAAAAAAAACUACUCGGCAAAACAAACACCAGACAUCGAUGAGAUUUCCGGUGAAUUUGAACCGGCUUACGUAGAGACCAAGUUGCGACGUCAGUAUUUACAGACCAUGGUGGAUAGUCUACCGAUUUCAGUUCAGAGCAAGUUAGUGAUUAUGAAGAAUCUACAGCUGGAACAGCUGUGUGUCGAUAAGAAAUUCUACGAUGUCGUCUUCGAAAUGGAGAUAGACCUUAAUGCCAGCAGCGGGGAGAUGUAUCGCAAGCGUAGGGCCAUUAUCGAGGGUACCUGGCAGCCACCCGAUACGAUGCCCAAUUACAAGGUGCCAGAUCCAUUGGAACCGAAUGCGGCAGCCCAUUUUCGUGAGACCUUGGCCAAGUUCAAGUCGGUGCCGCCCCAGACCAAGGGCAUUCCCGAUUUCUGGAUAACUGUGUUUCGUAACACGUGCAUCGCCGAGAUGGUCCAGGAGCAGGAUGUGCCAGCCUUGCGCUUCCUGGUCGAUAUAUCGAUACAUUACGGCAAAAAAAAGCCCUCAUUCAUGUUAAAGUUCCAUUUUGCCAAGAAUCAUUUUUUUAAGGACUCGGCUCUUACCAAAACGUACUUCCUAAAGACGGGCAUCGAUAAUAGGGAUCCGUUCUCCUUUGAGGGUCCCCAGAUAACCCACUGCCGGGGCUGUGAAAUUAACUGGGAGCCCACCAUGAAUCUCACCACCGAGGUGUGUGAGAAGAAGCAGCGCCAUCGCGGCGACGGAGAUAAGCGCAUCAUCUAUGAGACCUAUCUGUCCGAUUCGUUUUUCAACUUCUUUAAUCCACCGCUGAUGAAGAUGCACAAAGAUGACGAUAGCGAGAAGCAUAAGAUACUGCGUGCCGAUUUCAAAAUUGCCCAAUAUCUACGCACAAGGAUCAUACCGAAGGCAGUGCUCUACUUCACUGGUGAUAUUGUCGAGGCAAAUUUCGUUCGUGAUGAGGACGACACCACCGACGAGGACAGCGACGACGAGGACGAGAAUGACUACUACGAGGAAUACGACUUCUCCGAUCCAACCGACGAAUCAUCGGUCGAGCCAUCGAUGUGAUUCUUAUAUUUAAUACGUUCUGUUCCAUUUUUAAUUUGGUUAAAAAUGUAUAUAUAUUUUGGUACAUCUAUCUAUGAGAUAUGAACUCGCAACUGAAAAGCAUUAAAAUCCAAGUAUGUACAUA
Drosophila subpulchrella is the source of this 1297-nucleotide messenger RNA. RefSeq names its product nucleosome assembly protein 1-like 1. Bases 70 to 1173 code for a protein of 367 amino acids. The record is from RefSeq and is a predicted model, not a curated record. The transcript is spliced from 2 exons. Gene Ontology annotation, molecular function: histone binding; chromatin binding. Gene Ontology annotation, biological process: nucleosome assembly. Lineage: Eukaryota; Metazoa; Arthropoda; Insecta; Diptera; Drosophilidae. Gene Ontology annotation, cellular component: nucleus; chromatin.